This is a messenger RNA of Lytechinus pictus (painted urchin), 4812 nucleotides long. Its product is annotated as synaptotagmin-5-like. The transcript has 9 exons. Gene Ontology annotation, biological process: calcium-ion regulated exocytosis; cellular response to calcium ion; regulation of dopamine secretion. NCBI's taxonomy places the organism in Eukaryota, Metazoa, Echinodermata, Echinoidea, Temnopleuroida, Toxopneustidae. Gene Ontology annotation, molecular function: clathrin binding; calcium ion binding; phosphatidylserine binding. Gene Ontology annotation, cellular component: exocytic vesicle; plasma membrane. Bases 350 to 1663 code for a protein of 437 amino acids. The record is from RefSeq and is a predicted model, not a curated record.
ACACUACUCUCAAUUAUCUCCUCCCGAUCUCCUCAUCACAGCUUCAUCGAUAAUUACUCACGGAACUCUGCAUCACAAAUGAAACCGUGCCAUCCAUUGAGAUGAGAACAUCUAUUCCUUACCAACGAUCUGCAGUAAGGUAUUGAUAAACUAGUCUUUCAGAACCUGGGAUAUUUUUUAUUUUCGUUUUAAAAGGCAGUAAACAGGUGAUUCAGACAGCGACGCUUCUUGGCUUCCUCCAUAAGUACAAGACUCCUUAUGUUUGUUAGUCGCGCAAUCUGAUCUCGCUCAUCACGCGGUGACCUAUCAAGCAUCAUUACGACGUUCGUCCGCGAGACUCGUCAUCGCCAUGGAAGUCUACCUCAUAAUCGCCUCCAUCUCGGCUGCUUUAACCCUGGGGAUCGUACUCACUGUCCUGGUCUGUGUGUGCUACAUAAAGACGCCUGGGAAGAUGAGAAAAGAUAAAGAAAGCGAGAGUGAUUUCGAAGCACAUCCUCCACUGUUUCUUACCGAACCACCAAACUCAGACGAUGACUUCACACCGGGAAUGAAACUCCCGCCUUUCAGACGAUUCGAUAGUUCAAUUGACGGGUCAGAAUCAACGACUUCCUCCUCCACGCCCCCACUAUCUCUUUAUCCUGCAAGCUUUACCAUACCCCGAGCACCUUCAAGCACCAUUAGUGAUUUAUCCAUCGAGAAGGCACAGCCACCAGUCAGCCCAAGGACGCCCUCUAUGAGUAGAAAACUUGAUCCAUCUCAACUCGACCCAAGCUCUCACAUGUACAAAGAAAUGUCGUCUCCACCUCGGAAAAUAUCCCAGGAAGGGCCCCCGUUAGGCAUUAUGAACUUCUCUCUAAAAUACAACUCUGAGAUGGGUCUACUAACAGUAAGACUUAUCCAAGCUCGUAAUCUUCAGCCUAGAGAUUUUAGCGGGACGGCCGAUCCUUACUGCAAAGUGUGUGUUAUACCACAUGCAUCUAAAACGUUACAAAGCAAGGUUCACCGGAAAACGGUAUUCCCGGAAUUUCGGGAAAGUUUCGUCUUUGAGAUACCCGAGCUAGAUAUACAUCGGCAGACGGUACGUGUUUAUUUGAACGAUUACGAUCAAUUCUCGCGGGACGAGUGUAUUGGUAUCGUUGACCUACCCUUGGCGCACGUGAAUCUGACUGAGAAACUGGAGGUGUGGAAAGGAAUCCGGGCCCCGCCUUCUGUAUGCACUACUCUGUGCCCGUCUCAUAUUCUUGGAGAUCUGAUGUUCUCACUUUCUUACCUACCAAGUGCUGAACGUCUUACAGUUGUCAUUCUGAAAGCAAGGAACCUACGCACCGUCAACACCGCCGAGGGAAAACAAACUGCUGAUCCAUACGUGAAGGUUUCAAUUUUCUACAUGAGUAAGCGACUGAAGAAGAAGAAGACUUCUACACAGCAUGGAACACGAUCUCCUGUAUUCAAUGAGGCACUCGUCUUCAAUGUCGACACGGACUUCUUACAGCAUCUUACAAUCGAGUUUCAAGUCAUCCACGAGAACAGAUUCGGACAAAACGAGGUUUUGGGGAAAGCCGUCGUUGGGCCAGGUACUGGAGGGGAGGAGCUGGCCCACUGGAAUGACAUGAUCCGGUCCGGUAACAAACCUGUGGCUAGUUGGCACUGUCUUUUACCAUGAGCUCCCAUUGUGGAAUGAUGGCAUAUUGAUUUUCAACCAAUCACUUUUUGUGAUUAUGAUACGUCACAGUCAACUGACCAAUCAGGAUGUCGUGUUUUGGCGUUCACUGGCUACGAAAGAGAUCACUGAUGAUGCUCGUCUGCAUUGUCCACUGAUCUGUUAUAUUAAGUGAUCUGCACUGACUUGUUUCCAUCACUUCUUUGCACGUGACUGAUAGCACCUCAUAGUUUCAAACAUUGACAUUGUUUCCAUGGUCACUGAUGUUCGUGGACUUUGUGAAAUGUCAUCGUCAACUUUGAUAGCCAAAAAGGGCCAAUCGUGGAUGCGGAUAGACGCGAUCGAAGAUAAUCCGAACAAUCUGACACUGGUAUGACAAUAUUACAAGAACGCAUUAUCAGAUUAUGCAGAAUGUACGGCACCAUAUAACAUCGAUGCAGGACUGAGAUAGCCAUUUGUGGAUUUCCUUAAACAUUGACUACAAGACUCUGAUAGUCUCAAGGAGAGAAAUUGGAAUAGGAAGGGUCGAUAUAUUUAUUAUUUUUGUAUUUGCGCACGACACUCCAAAAAUGGCGAUGCAGUACAUGUGACCAAGGUGACGUCGACGGAAUUAUUGAGCCUUAAAAAUGGAAAGCGAUGUUGUUUAAUUCUCAAGCAUGGAUCAAGAGAAGAUAAAUGUAGGCUGUAACAAGGGGAUAACCGUGGUUGCUAACGAUCCUUGGCAUGAUGCUACAGACAUUUUGACUUAUACAUUGAUUGAUUGUUUGUCAAUGAUAUCAAGCAGCGAUUUUGAGAGGUUUUAUCCGUCUCCAUGGUAACUUUGCCGGUGAAAAUGAUCACUAGAUGAUCAGUACAUAAUUUGCAUAAUGGAGAUUGUUUCAAAACGUAGCCUAUCACGAAAUGUCUAGACAUUCUUGACAAUUUUUAAAAUACUCCGUAGUGAGUUGAGAUCCGACAACGGCUAUUGACAUGAUUGAUGAGUAUACAAUGUCUGCUUUGAAAGUCGACGUAUAUAAUUUAUUUUUAUCAAGCAUUUUUCUCCACUGGAUGGAAACCAUUUUGAGAGUAUACUAUUUCAUCUUCACUGUGGUUGUAAUUUAUUGUCAAAUCGAUAAGCGAAAAUGGCGUUGUUUGAUUACGAACUUUACUUGGUAUUAGCAAACUCGUUUCCAAUCUUCAUUUGCAUUGUGCUGCUGAUGCCGAAUUAAAGAUUAUAAUGAGAUUGAAUGAUUUUUGUUAAAUAGCAGGGCCCGUCUUACAAAGAAUUGCGAUUGAUCCUAUCAAUGAAAUCUAAACAUCUCAAAUGAAUGCUUAUUCAAAAUAUUUUUCUGAUGUAUAAUUCACACAUUCAUCGUUUUCUUGGCAAUUCAGUGUGUUUAUUUUUGUUUUCAAAGUACAUUUUACAAAUUUUCUGAAGACAAAAUUAUGAUGUGGAUAGAUCAUUCCAUAAUUAUAGUUGAGGACGAUCGGAUCAAUAAUAUAGCUCUUUGUAAGACAAGGCCUAUAUGUUUAUCAUAAUGCUGCAGUAGCUGGUAGCUGGUAAAAAGCACAUUGGAUCAGUAUGAGGUCGUGUCAUAGACAUACACACUCUAAAAAUGAAGUGUUCAAUUUUGAAAGGUUGGAGGAGUGACAUGCUUUUCCAAAUGUUCCCUAUACAGGAGAUAUAAAAGAACUAAAUGUGUUAUAAUAUUAUUGAAUAAGCAAAUGAGAAUUAACUAUUCGAUAUUCGUUAUUAAUACCCACUAACUGCUCAGUAGUGACAGGAAUAGAAUGAGAUGGGAACAGCUCGGGGAUGAAAACGGACAAGUUGAUUGGGGUCAAAAACUCAGGGGAAAUACUUGAAAAAGGGAAUAGCUAGCCAGUCAACCAUCGGUGCACACAUGCCAAUCUAAUCACAUUGACAACCACAUCCUAUCGGGUAUUGAGUAAUUUAACACCAUGGGUGAUGAGUGGCAAACGUGGAUAAGAUCCACGUUUGCAAAAGGGCUGCUUUUUCAAUUAGCGCUGCGUGCGGGAUUCGAACCCGCGAUCCUUGUUUUAAGAGUGAAUGGACCACUCACUGGCGUACCUAGGAUUUUCCACGAUUUUCGUCAGGGGGGCAAAAAGGUCUUUCAAGCUUGUCAGGGGGCAGGGAUACAUGCAUGGGUGGUGGCUCGUCAGGGGGGGGGGGGGCAGACUGCCCCUCUGCCCCCCCCCCCGUAGGUACGCUAGUGGAACCACUACAAUACAAAACACCUUUACAAGUACAACUACAUGUUAUCGAGCAUUGAAAUAAGUUUUUGUAUUCCUGAUAAGGAGGUACAUUGGAAUUUGUCUAAAUCAAGUAAAGUGAACACGAAAGAGUGAAACGUCAGAGUCAGCAGUGGAGAGGGGGAGAGCUUCUUUUUGGUAUUUGUUUUAAGAAAUGAAAGUUUGUCCAAUUAAAGCGUUUUAGGCAUUUAAAGAGGAACUUGCACGAAACUGAUACAAAUUUUUAAUGAAAUUAAAGAUUACACUUUUUCUUGAAAGGAGUAAGUGGUGUUUACAAAGGCCCGCUCACAAGAGGACUGGGAAUAAUGACCUAAUCCCCCCCCCCCUUUUAGAGGCACAAUUAAAAUUUGUAAUGUAAAACGCCCUUAAAACAGAAGUAUGCCCCCCCCCCCCCUCUGAAAGUGGAUACCUUUUUUUUUGUUUGCUUGUUAAAUUUUUACUAGGGAAAAUGUGCCCCCCUUGGAAAAUCCUGGAUCCGCCCCUGCCCCCCCAAAAGGCUGCUCGUCGUCUCAUUAUGCAUGCAUUUUCAGUAUUAAAAAUGUGUGGAUAUGGGGGGGGGGUGGGAGAGCGUUCCUUUCAACAAUUCUGAUCAGGAAUGUGCCCAUGCAGUUCCAGAUGUUUGUGUCAAAUGUUUAUACAUGUUAUAGAGUGUUUUAUAUUUUUGUCUUUGUUAUUUGCGGCUGUUUCUUCAUGAUACGUGAAAUGCUUGCAAAAUGCACCGACCCCCUCCCCCUGGCCCCUGACUAUUUCCCUACCCCCCUCUCUCUCCUUUCCUCCCUCCCUCAGACAGUAACCCUAAUUUCUUGUAUUACCUAAGUUAUUUAUUAAUCUCAUAAUUAUUGAAAGCCCGCAGUGAUGUUUUGUCGAUUAAUAAAUUACUAUCAAUAUUGAUGCAAACGACC